GGCUGCAGGGCCUUGGGGCCCUGGCGGAGAGUGGUCCCACCCUAGCAGGCAGGAGGGUGGGGCGGGGCCCAGUGGGUGGUGGCCCCUCCCGGUUUCCUCUCUGGCCGCUGAAGCCAGGCUCAGUCCCCGCUGGGUGUGAGGCAGCAUGGGCAGCAAGAGGAGAGGUGCCAGGAGCCGGCGGGGCAGGGACGGCCCGGCCCCCACGCAGUGUGUCCAGGCCGAGUGCUUUGACCCUCUGGUCCGAAACUGCGUGGCCUGCAAGCUCUUCCGGACGCCAGAACCCAGACCGGCCUCGCCUCCCUCCGACCCUUCCCCUACCCGGCCGUCCCUGCCCUCCACCCCCUGCCCUCCCUCUCCUUCCCCUCCGCCAGCAGCCGGGGCCAGCAGCCUGGCGCCCGGGACGGCGCUGCAGCCGCAGGAGUCGGUGGGUCCCGGGGCCGCCGCCGAGGCCGACACCGCGCUGCCGCUGCCCGCGCUGCUCUUCGGCGCCCCCGCGCUGCUGGGCCUGGCGCUGGCCCUGGUCCUGGUGGGCCUCCUGAGCUGGAGGUGGCGGCGGCGGCCGCACGCGGCGGCUCCCCCGGGGGCCCCGGCCCCGCACCCGCACGAGGCCCUGGACAAUGUCAUCCUCCUCCCCCCGGGACCCCUUGAUGCCACCGCUCCCGUCUGGCCUCCAACAGGAGAAGACCCAGCCAACACCCCACCUGCCCACAGCGUCCCCGUGCCAGCCACAGAGCUGGGCUCCACUGAGCUGGUGACCACCAAGACAGCCGGCCCUGAGCAACAGUAGCGACGGAGGGGGCAGGAGGUGGCCCCUGUGCUCCCUGUGGGCUGUCAGCCAGGGGCUUGGAGGCUGGAUUCGGCUCUUCACCCCAGCGCCCACCUGCCCCUUUUCUGGGAACCACGCUGCUCCCCAGCUAACCCCGCAGAACCACAGACUGCAAACCACAGGGCUCAGACGGCGCGCAUGGCGUCCUAUGGCAUGUUAGCCUUUGGCUUAAAACCAGACGAUCUUUGGCAGCCCUCGAAGGUUGUGGCAGAGCUCCUGUGCUGGGGCACACCGCGUAGGAGGUUUUUCUUUAAGUGCCAGGAAGCCACCAUCAACCAGAAUGAAUCUAGGAAGAGGAUCAAGUGGGAGGAUGCUUAAUUUAUAGCUGGGUGUUGUAUUUCUUUAAUACUUGCUUCUCAGAGCUGUCCUGCUUUCAACUGAUGCAAACGGCAGCAAUGAGUAACCAACUGACUGGUUUGCUUCAGGAUUUAAUACAGGAUGAUUUUGAUUUUUACAAAGAGCCUGGAUUGUGCUAAUUCUCAGGUAUCUGUACCCUAGGGUCAACCCCGAGCUUGGCCCAAUCUCCUAGGACCUACGAUGCCAUUUUCACCCUGGUAGCAGCUUCCAGAGCCCCACGCUUGCACUUGGGAGGAAGUCUACAGCCCCGGUGGGGCUGGACUGCACGCUCGCGCUGAAGGCACACUGCCAAGCAUCUCUCUCAGAGGCCACCUGGAGUCCCAGCUGCCUCUGAGGCUCGCUCAGCUGUACAUAGGGAAAAGCCCAGGACCUUCAAGGGGCGCCUUUGUUCAGAGGCCAGAGCAGACCUGUGGCCUUGAACCGGAGGGCCUGAUGUCCCUUGAGCUCCCUCUCUCUAUGGUCUGCCCUCCUGAAGCACUAGGCCCCAAGUGCUAUGGUCCCUUGGCCAUUCUGUGCAAGCCCCUGGGGUCAUCAUCCCAGUGGGAUCGCUCCUCUGACAGCAGGGGCCCUUGCUCUGGGGCUUGGGACCGAGACCAUCUCCUCGAGUUGUGGACCAUGCCGUGCUGGGUCAGGAGCUGCCUCUCCCCCUGGCGCUCCUACACAGAGUUAGAACCUCGUGACCCGGACUCUGUCCUGGACAGUCCGUGGAACUUGUCACAGGUUAGCACCCUCCAAAGGAACAUGGACUAAGAGUCAGAAGAUGGAGUUUGGGUACCAUCUUGUCCCACUGUAGGGCCUUGGCCACGUUCUGUUCCAUGCAGCAGAUGCCUUUCUGCCUACUUCUCCCUGACCUGCCCAGCAGGGCUGCCUGGCAGACGCCCACCCUUCCUGGCCCACCCUCUUCUCAGCCCAGGAAACAGUCUGGAGCCCCCAGGACCCUGACACCCACAUUUAAGUCUUCCUAGCCACUCCCUCCCUGAAUUCAUCCCAAGUGCCCUUCCCGCAAGCUGCCAGGUGGCUGGGACAAGUUCAGGUGGCUGGCAGUCAGCGGGAGGGCGGGAAGCAGGCCCAGAAUGGGCCCAGACCUCCACUCCACUUCAUCUCGGGUUUGGGGCGUCUGUACUGUUCCUGGCCACCUCUGCCUCCCACUCACCUUUUCCACCACAGCCGGGGGCUGAGCCCUGGGGGUAAAACGAGUGGGUAAAACCCCUCUGGGGUCCAGACAUGCAAACCUCCGGCCCCACUGUGUCCCAGACAAACCCCAGCUUCCCCUCUGGUCUCAGUUUCCAUUUCUGAAAAAUGGGGGGUGGGAUGCGAAGUGCUCCUCCAGACCUGUGGCCCUCAGAGGAGAAGGACUUGAAAGAACCUUAAAGGAUCCUUGUCCGCACCCCAUUUUACCGAUAAGGAAACUGAGACCCAGAGAGGGAGAAGACUUGGCAUCAUUGCCAUCCAGCUAAUAACAGAAGGGAGGUCCCUUAGGGAAGAACCAGGAGCAGAGGCAGGGGGAGAUGUGGGUAAGGAGGGGGUCAGUCUCCCCUAGCCCCCGGGAAAGGAGCCCACCACUCAGGGGCCUCCAGGCUCUGGCUCCGUGUCCCAGGAAGUGCUUUCUAAGAAGGCUCCAUGAAGUUACUGCAUUUGAUCUUAAUGACAGCACCUGGAGGGGGAGCAGUGGGUAUUUGUUUCCUUUUUUUUUUUUUUUAAGGUUUUAUUUAUUCAUUGGAGAGAGAGAGACAGAGAGGAGGAGUUGGGGGAGGGGGCAGAGGGAAAGAG
Zalophus californianus (California sea lion) is the source of this 2953-nucleotide messenger RNA. RefSeq names its product TNF receptor superfamily member 13C (gene TNFRSF13C). Gene Ontology annotation, molecular function: signaling receptor activity. Gene Ontology annotation, cellular component: external side of plasma membrane. The transcript is spliced from 3 exons. Gene Ontology annotation, biological process: positive regulation of B cell proliferation; T cell costimulation; tumor necrosis factor-mediated signaling pathway. NCBI's taxonomy places the organism in Eukaryota, Metazoa, Chordata, Mammalia, Carnivora, Otariidae. The coding region runs from base 146 to 787 and encodes 213 amino acids. The record is from RefSeq and is a predicted model, not a curated record.